Molecule: messenger RNA, 2579 nt
Organism: Tauraco erythrolophus (red-crested turaco)
Lineage: Eukaryota; Metazoa; Chordata; Aves; Musophagiformes; Musophagidae
Source: RefSeq, a predicted model, not a curated record
AUGUCCUGUUCUGGAGGCAGCAUCUACAAAGGUUGUGGUACUAGGUGUCCCUCUACCUGUUUGAACAUGUCAGUGGUUGAUUCGUGCAGUUCCUUGCCAGUGGAAGGUUGCUUCUGUAAGGAAGGCUAUGUUUUGAGUGGAGACAAAUGUGUGCCAGAAAGCAGCUGUGGUUGUGUUGAUGAAAAGAAACAGUAUCACCAGCUGGAUGAAAGCUGGUUCACCAGUUAUCCCUGCACUGAACGCUGCACCUGCAAGGCUAAUAACACCAUUGUAUGCACAUCCUGGGAGUGUGGAGUCCGAGAGGAAUGCAGUAUUCAGGAUGGUGUGCUGGGCUGUCAUUCCAAUGGACAAGGAAUAUGUCAAGUGGCAGGAGACCCCCACUAUCUCACUUUUGAUGGAAUGAUGUACACUUUUGUGGGUACCUGCACCUACACCUUGGUUGAGGUUGUCAACAGCAACAGUGUCAUUCCUAUAACCAUCCUUGGCAAGAAUGAAGACAGAGGACUAAGAGGGGCCACGUACCUGAAAGAAGUCUACAUAGAUAUAUAUGGUAUACGAAUCACCCUUCAGAAAAGCCAAGCAAUCCUGUUGAACAAUGAGAGAGUCUACACUCCAGUGGAGAACCGGUUGCAAGGCGUGUCCAUUGGAAAUGUUGGCAGAUUUAUAGUAGUGGAAACUGACUUUGGUGUGAUAGUGAAAUAUGAUGGCAAUCACCAUCUGGAAAUCACCCUCCCACAGUCUUAUUUCUCAAAGGUACAUGGCAUGUGUGGUAACUUCAAUGAUAAUCAUGAAGAUGAUCUGUCCCUGCUCAAUGGUACACUUGUCAGUGUCACACAGUUUGGAAACAGCUGGAAAGUGGAGGAAGACAGUGAUGCAGGUUGUUUAUCAGACUUAAGAGAAGACGAUGUUCCUCCUUGCACUGCUGAGAACAAACCAGUCAUUGAAAGCCAGUGCAAUGUCCUAAACUCAGGCAAAUUCAAAGCAUGUCAUGAUCUAGUCAAGCCUCAAGACUUCAUACAGAUCUGCGUCUAUGACAUGUGCCGGUAUGAUGGCAUGAAGUCCACUCUCUGUGACAUAGUUCAAGUCUAUGUGGACACCUGCAAGAAUUAUGGAAUCACCAUUACAUGGAGGAAUAGCACAUUCUGUCGUUUUGGGAGAUGCCAGAUCAUGGGCGAUCCACACUACAUCACCUUUGACGGUCUGGUGCACCACUUUCAAGGGAAAUACACAUAUAUACUGGCUCAGACCAUCCCUGACCUACCUGAUACUCUGACACAGUUCAGCAUUGAAGGCAUGAACUAUCCUCUUCCUCGAAAUCGACACAUUACUUACCUGAAAGAGAUUCUCAUCAAUGUUUACAAUCACACAGUGCGAUUCAGGCAGAACAAGCAGCUAGUGUUGGAUGGUGUGAGGGUGAGACCCCCUGCUCGUCCUCAUGAAGGUAUUCGUAUAUAUCAGAGUAUAACAAGAAUUCACCUGGAGACAGAUUUUGGCUUAUACCUGGGCUUUGAUGGCAACCAAAAUGCAGACAUAAAGCUGGCCAACACCUACAGAAGCAGAGUGGAAGGCUUGUGUGGUAACUUCGAUGGGAGAUACAGAAAUGACUUCACAAAUCCAGACGGUGUUUGGGUGAAGAGCGUGAAUGUAUUUGGUGAGAGCUGGAAAGUUCCUCUGAAAAGAACAACCUCUCGUCUCAGACGAGAUAUCAAUUCAGAAGAUGAGUCUGAGGAGGAACCAGAUCCAGGGCUCUUCCAAGGCUGCAAUGAAAAACAGCUGAAGCAAGAAAACAGAACUUCUAGAUGUCAUAUCCUGAUUGACUCAAACGGUCCUUUUGCAAACUGUCAUUCUACAGUCUCACCAGAUUCCUAUUUCACGAGCUGCCUGUUUGAUAUGUGUGUGGAAGAUGAAGAUGCUACCUUAUGUCGCAGUCUGGAAGAAUACGUGCUGGCUUGUCAGCAGCAAGAAGUCAAUAUGGAAGGCUGGAGACAAAAGACAGUUUGUGGUAUAUCAUGUCCUGCCAACAGCAACUACAGCUCAUGCAUGUCUGCAUGCCCCGCAUCCUGCAGUGACCUGACCAGCCCCUCUGAGUGCGAAUCACCUUGUGUUGAAGGCUGUGAAUGUCUCCCUGGCUAUGUUCUUAGUGGUUUUGACUGCGUGCCUUACAAACAAUGUGGCUGCACAUACCUUGACAAAUACUAUGAGAUUGGAGAAGUAUUCACCACUGAUGACUGCUCUCAGAUAUGCCAGUGCACAGAAAGCUCCAGUGUCUCCUGCUCUAACACAGUGUGUGGAUCUGAUGAAAUCUGUGGCAUUUCAAACUACACUCAUGGAUGCUACAGGAGUGGACCGUGUAUGCCAAAUCCUUGUAAGAACGAUGGAGUUUGCUCUGAAACGACCAAUGGCACCUCUCUCCAAUUCUACUGUGAAUGUACAGAACUGUACACAGGACCAAGCUGUGAGGCUGAAAAGAUGGAAGACCCUUCUCCUACAGAGAACCAUACAAUUGCCAUCGUCAUUGGAGUUGUGGCAGGUGUAGUUGUUAUCAUCAUUCUCAUCUCCUCUACAGUGUACCUGUACAG